Molecule: messenger RNA, 7674 nt
Organism: Brienomyrus brachyistius
Lineage: Eukaryota; Metazoa; Chordata; Actinopteri; Osteoglossiformes; Mormyridae
Gene: atad2b
Product: ATPase family AAA domain containing 2B
Exons: 28
Coding region: 231-4379 (1382 amino acids)
Biological process (GO): positive regulation of transcription by RNA polymerase II
Cellular component (GO): nucleus
Molecular function (GO): ATP hydrolysis activity; chromatin binding; histone binding
Source: RefSeq, a predicted model, not a curated record
GGUAUUAGGGCGGUUCGGCUAGCGAUUGAACUCUGAAGCCGGUCGGCUGAGGCAAAGCGGAAGUGCUGCACAAAAGAGUUCGGCCUGCUGACGGCGGGAGGAGGAGGAGGAGGGGGAGCGAGAGAAAGAGAAAUGGCGCCUCGGCACUGCGCUCACUGAGACAGCGCCGGGCGGAGAGACCGAAUCUGCUAGAGUCGAGCCGCAGGGGGGAAGGAGCCGAAAAAAACACCAUGGUGAACACCCGAAAGAGCUCCCAACACGAGCCGCCUAGCCCCUUCAUCUCGUCUAGGACCAGGUCGUCCGUCAAGAACAACCCGAACCCGGAGGAGCAGCACCAUAGAGAUCCAGGCAGCAAUGUCAGCUGCAGUAGCGUCCGCCUUUCGCCCCCUUCCAAACGGACCCGCAGGCACACCACCCCCAGCUCCAGUGAUACCUCUCCUGUUCCUCAGGCCAAAGGUCCGAGAGUCUCAUGGAACAUCCCACCCCAACGUACCAGGCUGUCUGUAGCUCUGCAGAAUGGACACGGGAACAUCUCCCGUAUGAACCUGAGGAGCGAGGAUGCAGAUGCCGGCGACCAUGCCCACAUGAACGGGCACGUGGAGCUGAAGAGGAGCUGUCGCUCCCGCAAGGGCCGAUUCGAGCAUGUCAAUCAAAGCCUGCUCUUCGAUCAGCUUGUCAACAGUACGGCCGAGGCAGUCCUGCAGGAAAUGGACAACAUCAGUAGCAUCCGGCAGAACCGGGAAGUGGAGCGUCUCCGCAUGUGGACGGACACAGAGUUUGAGAACAUGGACAUGUACUCGCGGGUGAAGAGGCGGCGGAAACCUCUUAGGAGGAACUCCUACUCGAUCCAGACGCAUCCCAAAGUGAUGAGCGAGGCAGAGGCUGAGGAGGAGGAAGUGACGGAAGAGUCGCAUGAGGAGGGUGAGGAGGACGACGAAGAUGUAGAAGAUGAUGACGACGACGAUGAAGGGGAUGAGGCAGAGGAGGCCGGAGAAGAGAAUGACAGGCGCUACAACCUGAGGCAACGGAAAACUGUGCAGCGAUAUGAAGCACCUCCUAUAGAACCUGUGAAUCGGAAACCGAGCAACAAUGCAUUGUUUGAUACGCAUAGAUCUCCAGCACGCAGAAGCCAUAUAAGAGUGAAGAAGCACGCCAUCCAUAGCAGCGAUACGACGUCGUCAUCCGAUGAGGAACGCUUUGAGCGCCGGAAAAGCAAGAGCAUGACGAGAGCACGUAACAGAUGCCUCCCCAUGAACCUGCGGGCCGAGGACCUGGCGGGUGGCUUGCUUCGAGAUCGGGUCAAAGUCGGUGCCAGUCUGGCAGACAUAGACCCCAUGAAUCUGGACACCUCUGUGCGGUUCGACAGCAUCGGCGGCCUCAGGAAUCACCUUCAGGCCCUCAAAGAGAUGGUGGUCUUCCCUUUGCUUUAUCCGGAAGUCUUUGAGAAGUUCAAAAUCCAACCACCCAGAGGUUGCUUGUUCUAUGGGCCGCCGGGCACAGGGAAGACGCUGGUGGCCCGGGCUCUGGCCAACGAGUGUAGCCAAGGCGACCGCAAGGUGGCCUUCUUCAUGAGGAAGGGAGCGGACUGUCUCAGCAAGUGGGUGGGCGAGUCGGAGCGCCAGCUCCGCCUCCUGUUCGACCAGGCAUAUCUGAUGAGACCCUCCAUCAUUUUCUUCGAUGAGAUCGAUGGCCUGGCUCCCGUCCGCUCCAGCAGACAGGAUCAGAUCCACAGCUCUAUAGUGUCCACUCUUUUGGCCUUGAUGGAUGGCCUGGACAACCGGGGGGAGAUAGUGGUCAUCGGUGCUACUAACAGAAUUGACUCUAUUGACCCUGCACUCAGGAGACCUGGUCGCUUCGACCGGGAAUUUCUUUUCAGCCUGCCUGAUAAAAAGGCUCGGAAGCACAUUCUGGACAUUCACACGCGGGACUGGAAUCCUCGGCUGGCGGGAUCUUUUGUUGAGGAGCUGGCCGAGAAAUGUGUCGGCUACUGUGGGGCCGACAUCAAAGCACUUUGCACAGAAGCAGCGCUGGUUGCGCUCCGACGCCGUUACCCUCAGAUCUACAGCAGCAGCCAGAAGUUCCAGUUGAACGUGGACUCCAUCGUCCUGGGCCCGCAGGACUUUCAGUGCGCCAUGCGCAGCAUCGUGCCGGCUUCCCAGCGUGCCCUGCUGAGCCCUGGGCGGGCGCUCCCCGGCGUGGUGCGCCCCCUGCUGCAGAGCACGUUGUCGGAGGUGCUGGCCUGCUUGCUUAGAGUCUUCCCCCACGCAGAAACCUCCCUCAGGGACGACAUAGGCGACGGUGACAAUCAGCUGCUAGAGGAGGACUCUUACGGUGACUAUGAUGACCUCGACGAUGGUGCUCCUUCGAUUUUCGAUGUUCAUUCAGGAUCUCCAAAGAAACAAGCGCCUCAAGCUGCGCACAGACCGUUCCUGCGUUUUACUGAGUUAGCCUAUCAGCAGCCACUGUCAUGCCGGCCUCGCUUGCUCCUGGCGGGGGAUCGGGGCUCGGGACAGACCACGCACCUCGCCCCCGCUGUCCUGCACCACCUAGAGCGGUUUUCGGUGCAGCGGCUCGACCUGUCCACUAUGUACUCCGUCAGCGUCAGGAGCCCUGAGGAGUGCUGCACACAGGUGUUCCGGGAGGCUCGUCGCUGUCUCCCCAGCGUGGUCUACAUCCCCCACAUAAGUGAGUGGUGGGAUGCCAUAGGAGACACGGUGAGGAGCACCUUCCUCAGCCUGCUGCGGGACGUGCCGUCGUUCUGCCCCCUUCUCGUGCUGGCUACCGCUGAGACGGCCUUCCAGCACCUUCCGGACGAGUUGAAGCGCCUCUUCACCAUGCAGUACGGGGAGGUGGUACACCUGCGCCGGCCGACCGAGGACGACCGCAGGAUGUUCUUCCAAGACCUGAUCCUGGUCCAGGCGGCUCAGGCGCCGAGCUGCAACAGAAGAGCGGUCCACCGCGCCCUGGAGAUCCUGCCGCCGGUCGAGGACCAGGGCCCUAGGCAGCUCUCUCCGGAGGAGCAGCGCCGCCUGGCGGAGCAGGAGGAAAACACUCUGCGGGAGCUGCGGCUGUUUCUCAGGGACGUCACCAAGCGCCUGGCUACCGACAAGCGCUUCAGCAUCUUCAGUAAGCCUGUGGACAUCGAGGAGGUGUCUGACUACCUGGAGGUCAUCACACAACCCAUGGAUCUGUCGACCAUCAUGACCAAAAUAGACACACACCGCUAUCUCACAGUGAAGGAUUUCCUCACUGACAUCGACCUCAUCUGCAGCAAUGCCCUGGAGUACAACCCAGAUAAGGAUCCUGGAGAUAAAAUCAUCCGGCACCGGGCCUGUAGUCUGAAGGACACGGCACAUGCCAUCUUCGCCUCAGAGCUGGACCCCGAAUUCAACCGAAUGUGUGAGGAGAUCAAGGAGUCAAGGAAAAAGAGGGGCUCUCUGUCCGAGCUGCAGCAGCCUGUCCCUCUGCUGGCCCAGGCGACAAAGACGACAGCCGGAGGAGAGGAGCCCACUGGGACUACGGCCCAGGCCGAAACAGCAGAGAACACCCCCGCCAGGUGCAUCAAUCAGAUCAAGCGCAAGGCGAAGAGGAGGCCCUCGUGGGGGAGGGGAAUCAUCCGCAAGAAGAGGACCUACCUGAAAAAGGAGGAGGUCGAAGGGGAGGAGCCCGAGGAAGGGCUUGAGUCUGGUGGUGGACUGGAGGCCGAUGAUGUGCCCGAUGAGUCGAACACAGCCGGACCAAGCGAUUCCUGUCUGACCCAGGACGAAGAUUCAUGCGAUACGACGGACGCCACACAAGGCGGGCCUCAGCCCAAUGGGUAUGCACUGUCAACUGAAGAGGAGAGCUCUAACGAGCCACCCGUGGGUCUCCUGGGCCCCCAGUCUGAAGCAGAGCAAGCAUCUCUGCCUGGCAGGCCUCAGGAGUGCAUGAACGGGGACGAGUCACUGGACAGCUUGGACAGCGAGGCCAACAAGAGGAGCUCCGAGGGAGGUGGGGAGGAGGCAGCUGAGGAUGGCGAAAGUGCCGGGGAGCCCAAGAGCUCAGCACAGGAAGCCAGUGACGGUGAUCUCGACAAGGAAGGUGCGUCCACAGCAAAGAAAUGUAAAAGAACCUCUCUGGAGCAGCAGAAGGCUGCACAAGUGGAGGAGACGCCGGAGGAUUCUCCUCCACCACCACCCCCCCUAGUGGUCGAUCACCAGCGGUUGGCGAACCUUCUGGAAAAGGUGAUCCAAAAGUCUGAGGGGUACACGGUGGACCAGCUGGAGAGGCUGUACUCCGUGCUCAGCCAGUGCAUCUACCAGCAUCGUGGAGACUAUGACAAGACCCUGUUGACGGAGGAGAUGGAGAGGAGGGUUGAACAUUUCCAAACAUUCCUCUGAGGGACACCAGCCUUUUUUGAGCCAUUUUCCUUCUCUUCAAAGCCAAGCAAGUUUGUGGUCUUGGUCUUAAUGGAAAAAAAGGAGGAAAAAAGGGACACUUGUAUCGGUGACUUUGGUGCUAUCAUCUCAGGUACCUGGACAGGACCAGUCUACAGAACCAAACACAAACUCAUUAAGGUUUUCUUUAUGUCAAUGAGAUGCACACACCAAUGCUGUCUGUGCCUGGUGCUAUCAUAUCCAUUUGCUGCUUGGUUUUCUUUAGACAAAUGGGGUGAUUUAUUUUAUUUUUUUGUAACAGUAAUGGGGCUUUAAUUGGGGGUGGGGGGUCUUCAGAGCCCCCGGUAUCACACCAGCAGUAACCUUGCAGUGUGACUGAGAUUUUGACUGUCCUCAAAGCCACGACUCUCUCUUUCCUCAAACACACUUCAACUGGAAUCGCUAAAUAUGUUUUCUCAAGUACUCUGACAACUGUUGCCAAAACAAAAUUUGUUCAACCUAAUUAGCACGUGGAUGGCUUUUGAUUUUUCUUUCCUUUUUUUGAUUUUGCCACCACCCUCACUGGGUGAGCAUUUUACCCACGUUCCUCCCUCCAAAAACACCUGAAACUUCACACCGUCCGUGUUGAAAUUCUAAGUUUAGAAAGUCGAAAAGGCACUUGCUAAACGUCUGCUAGUUUAUACUAAUUCUAAUAUACAUCUUGUGUCUUAAUACUCACAAACCAAAAAUAAUCUGGCAUCAAUAAAUUACAUGGAGCUGGAGGAGUUUGCUAGCAUUUGCAGUCGUAACAUUGGCUGGUCAGAAGCCUCCUCCCUGAGUUCGCUGUGUGACUCUACCUUUAGUAAAUGUCGCACGUGCUCGUAAUAUUCUCUUCUCACUCUUAGCUGGAAUAACCGGAUUCACUUCAAUUUAAUGUCUCGUUAGCACUGCCUAGCAUGUGCCUUAUAUACCCAAUCAUAUUAAGAUGUUCGGUGACAAUGUAUUGUAUAGGGGUUUAUGUAUGAGUCUUGCAUCCACACUAUUAAACAAAAAAAUAAAAGGAUAAAAAUUACAUUAUACAUCUCACCCGUUUUAUUUGAAAGCAAUACAGGAUGUAGGCGUUCACAGCAACUUCAGCAUUAUUUCUGUCCGUCCGCAUGUUACAUAGUUGUAUAUGAAAGGGUCUGUGCCAAUCUUUCGUGGGUUUUCUUUGAAUUGUCAGUGUCCCUUUCAGAAGUGUCGUUCUCGUCACCUUGCAGGAAAUAUCUGGAGUUCUAUACCACAUUGAUUCUUUUCAUUUCCCCAUGUACACUUUUUAUUUGCAAUUUUUUGUACAUUCGUUUUAACAUCUUUCAUUUCCCAAACAAAGAACAAGGUCAUUCCAGGCAGUGCUGAUUGCUUUUCAGAUAAAGAACAUUGUUUUGUUCAUUUUAUGUUGAACUUUAUUCCUCCAAUCCUGAAAAUAGGGAGUUUUGGAUGUUGGGCUCAAAUUACUGCUGAUGUUCACAUGAUAUGGAUAAAUAUAUUUUUGUUUACAAAACAGAGAAAAAAAAUUCUUAGGGUGCUGAAUUUUGUCGGGCCGCUUCAGGUCUCGCUUCUGGAAGCUUAGCUGUGGAAUGUCCACUGUUAAUUAGCCCGUUCGUAUAAGUGCUGGUAAUAGCUGAAAUCUCCCAGGACCAGUGCCAUGCCAGACCCCUUUCGGGUCGAUAUAGGUGUGAAGCUUUUCAGACAUAUGCAAUAGAAGCAUUUCAAGACGAUGGUUUGGACGACAGAGGGAUUAACGUGAAAACGCAGCUACCUCAGCUUAAUUUAUUUAACGUUGAUAAAGGACAAGUCGUCCAUGGGGUACAAACAGUGUUUGUUAGGAUUAGAAUUUCAUAGCGACACCUGCAGACCCAAACGUUAAGGUACUGGAUCAGUAGAUGCAACCCUGUGGCCGCUGCAGUUAUCAGCGGUUUUUCUUUCCUUUGUUUUUAUUUUGCGUUUGAGCCAAGUUGAAGAAUCGCAACUUUAAAUUGAAACGUCGUUUACUGUUUGUUAGUGUUUUCGGAUGGAUGCCCCUCAAUUGCUUCUGUUGUUUGAUAGCGCUAUACUUGCAUACGGCUUGUGUUUCUGUCCAUAUUCCCCUCUUUGGUUAUGCCUUGCUGGUGGACUUUCGGGAUUUUAUUUCCCAUGGGUGUAUAUUUCUUAUUUAUUAAUGUAAUUAUUGAACAUGAACUCUGCGGUGUGAUAUUCAUUGAAGAGUCUUGUAUAUGAAUUGAAAUUGGAAAAGUUGUUACUCGAGUUUUUACAUUUUUGCCGAUCGCAGUGUAGCAUAAUAGCGUGUAGCAAGGUUUGUGUGGAAAAGGGGGUUUACAGGUUCUCAGGUUCUUCAUGUAUUAAUCUUUCAGUUUGUAUGUGUUCCACUUGUGAAACUGGUUUCAUCCCCCUCCCCACUGUUGGAUUUUUAGUGGUGAGACUGUGAUAUACUGGAUGGUGCCUAAGGGAUUUUCUGGUCAGGUAUGCAGGAUUUGUGAAAAGUGCUUCAUUUUUAUUCCCUCUCCUUUCAGUGCUCAGUAAUAUUCAGUAGCUGUCGUGAUAGACUGCUGAUCCAGAAUUCCUGUCUGUUGGGACAGGAGAUCGUAGGUUUGCACUUGAAACCUGUACAAUCCACCACCAUUGCUCUCCAUCACUGCAUUGUUUUACGUGUCUUUUAUUUUUCCCCUUUCAUUGUGCAGAAACUUUAUCAAACCUCAAAAAAAAAAAAAACAGCUUGAUGGAUGAGUCCCGCGUCAGCUUGCUAGAUUAUCACAUCUCCGAAUGUUUCAUGUUCCUUUAAACCUUCCCUCCAUCACUGCAUUUGUAUUAGUCACACAUCCACUUUGUUUUCCCGGAGCAUGCAGAAUAUGGUGCGACCCACCGGCCACGAUCUCCCGCAGUAUUCACAGCACCCUUAAAAUGUCAGCCGUCAGAAUGCCAUCGUUUGCCCCAAAGCACAAUAUCUGGAUUAUCUUACCAUGAUUUUGUCUGUGGUUAAACAACCCCCCCCCCCUUUACUUUCACUUUCUGUUGGUGAUGUGAGAUCCUGAAUCCAGGCUCCUUGCAUUACAGCUUCAUAAAGUUUUUAAAAUAUGUUAUCUUUUUUUUUAUAACUGUUUAGGUUUUAUAGCUUUUGCUGUUCUGUUCUUUGCUCUACCUUUGUUAUAUCGUGUAUUUAACACCCUUUUUGAUCUUUGUGUUACUUUAGUGUAAGUUAUAUUUGAACUGAAGCAUUACUGUAAUUUCUGAAAGAAAUUUUUAAAAACUGCUGUGACAUACUUGAAUAAAGGUGCAAAUUGUA